AAGUCGUUACCAAGGAAACAGCUGAGAGGAGCAGAGAUUGAGCCUCCAAAUGUCUGUGAAACAUAUCCAAGACCAUUCAAAGCAGGAAAUAGCUGCAAGAAUCAUUCAGAGGGCCUGGAAAACUUUCCUUAAUGUUUCCGUAUACCAGCAUUUUAAAAGUCUGAUUGACUUAAGAAGACAAGGGGAGCCACGUCAGAUAGUGAGGUACAUUAACCCUAAAGAGGCACAGCUCCUAGAUGCUGCUGCAGGAGUCCAAGUCCGAUUCAGAUUGGGCGGGGUUAGAUUUCCACCUGAGAUAUACUAUAAAAUUUUUACUCACAGACAUAUUGAGGAUCUGUGUGCUAACAGCCCUAGAGAUUACACAAAGCUUCCAGCAAGAUACACAUCCCACAACAAAGAUGACCCACCCCAGGUGGAGGACAACAGCGGCUGGUAUCGCCGUGUAGAGAACAAUGGCUGGAGGCCUGUUUCCCACAGAUUUUGGAUGCCAUUUGAAAGUGAAGUGGUGGACAGCACAAAGGAAAGUGAAUUUCAUUUCUCUAAACUGAAGAGGAAGCAAGAUCUGGAGAGGAAAAGGAAAAUUAAAAAAAUUGAUUGGAUGAGGCAAAUGUACUACAUGGGAAGCCUGGAGGCCAAGGCAACAGACAAUGAGACUUUAGGUCUAAUUCACAAAGCAACAAAAGGCCUAAUCAAGAGUAUUGAAGAAGGUGGAGUGGAUUCUGUAAUGGAGUGGGAAGUAGAUGAAGUGCUGAACUGGACAAACACACUCAACUUUGAUGAGUAUAUGGCAAGUUGGAGAGAAACUGCCACAAGCAACUCUUCAGCUAACUUAAAAGAUAUCAAGCUUCAACGAAUACAGAAAAGCCUACAGAGCAACGACUAUGGAGAUGAGGCAAAGCAAGCAGAGGAGUCACUGUAUGAUGAUUCUACUUACUAUGAAAAUGCUUAUACAAAACAGUUCACUAGAUUAACACCCGAUUCCAUGUUCGGCAUGUAACCAGAAAGGAUUUCCUUUUCUGAGCAAUGGACCUUCAAGCCCACUUUUCCAGUGAAAGCCAAGAAACUACUUAUUCUGACUACAAUGACAUGUGUAUGUCUUACUUACUCUUAGUUAAGGGAUACUGAAGAAAUAUACCCUGGACAGUAUAUAGUUCCUCCUGGUAUUCUGAUAAACUGUAGUUGUUUGACAGUUAUAUUUAAAAUAAAGAUACGUUUUUUUGGCAU
Mus pahari (shrew mouse) is the source of this 1224-nucleotide messenger RNA. It is a transcript of the gene C10H11orf65, whose product is annotated as chromosome 10 C11orf65 homolog. The transcript is spliced from 9 exons. Lineage: Eukaryota; Metazoa; Chordata; Mammalia; Rodentia; Muridae. The record is from RefSeq and is a predicted model, not a curated record. The coding region runs from base 50 to 997 and encodes 315 amino acids.